Molecule: messenger RNA, 1296 nt
Organism: Heterostelium album PN500
Lineage: Eukaryota; Evosea; Eumycetozoa; Acytosteliales; Acytosteliaceae
Exons: 4
Coding region: 1-1296 (431 amino acids)
Molecular function (GO): protein binding; mRNA binding
Source: RefSeq, a predicted model, not a curated record
AUGUCAUUGGAACAAUCUACACAAGAGUUAAUAUUGUUUGGUCAAUUGUCGUCUUCUCAGUCACAAACACAACAACCAUCUUCUUCACCACCAAAAGAGGUAAUCCCACCAUCGUCCAUCGUAAAAACUACAAGAAAGAGAAAUGAUUCAAUUAUCACAACAGCUACUACAACAACAACAACAACAAGAGUUGAAACAGUCUCUACACCAACAAUCGAUCUCGAUUGUCCUUUCUGGGCAUCGGAACCAAUGUCUUCACGAAAUGAUCAUCUGAAAUUUUAUAAAGGGGGUGAGAGAUCUUCAACUUUUACCAUUCCACUCGAUGAUUUAAAAUAUAUUAUUUUAGGAAGAUCAACAACUUUAUGUGAUUAUGCAUUGACACAUCCAACAAUUUCCAGAAAACACGCAAUGUUGGCACACGAUUCUGAUGGCAGACUAAAUAUUGUUGACUUGAAUUCAUCGCACGGUACAUUUAUUGAUCAGGUGCGCAUUGAGUCGAGUAUUCCACAUCUGCUGAAGCACGGUCAAAAGAUAUACUUUGGUGGCGACCAAUCGUUCAUGAUCGUCUCCAAUAACAAUAUGAAUCGCUACGUGGCAGAGUCACUCCUGCUGAAAAAGAUGGAUCUCUCCAAGAAGCGCUCGGAAAGUCCGUCACCUCCCGAUAAGCAGUUCGAGGAGGAAGAGGAAUCGUUGCGCGAUGAAAUCACCAAAUUCUACGGACAUCUCAACAAGACGUUGCACCUCGACGACACCACCGAUUUCGAAUCGAUACAGGCCACCAUCAAAAAGCUGACGCCAACGAGCAGUCCAUCGAAGAAGCACUCUGGCGCCAAGCGUAAAAACUGUCUGGAGAGCUACGACAAGAACGUCAGAUUCAGCAGUUUAGUAUCGAAAUUCGUUUACUCUGAAGAGGAUCAAGUCACCGAUCAAUAUCCAAUCGUUCAAUCCUAUGAUUCAUUAAAUGAUUAUUUAAAUAACCAACAAAACCAACAGAAACAACAUCAACAACCAAACCAACAACAAUCACCACAACAACCAAAUAUCAUAAGAUUAACACCACCAAAACCUUUAUUGUUUUCAGAUGAAGAUUGUGACAAUAUCAAUGCUACUACAACAACAACAACCACUACUAAUAUCAACAGCAACAACAACCCUUUUUCCAGUACUACACAUUCAGAUAGCCAUUAUCUGAUAUCUUUUGAACAUCUUUUACAACCAGCAUCACCUACAUCCACUAUUAGGGAAUUUUGGGUUAAUGGUGAUGUUGAUGAUGUUGAUGAUGUUGAUGAUGAUUGA